CAAAAGCAUGCAUUGGACAGAAAGAGAGUGAAAGAGUGAAAGAGAGAGGGUGAAGGAGUGAAAGAGAGAGGGUGAAAGUGCCACUGAAGAUAAUUGAUUACCUCCCAAUCAACAAUAACUUGUUAGCCAUAGUCAAUUGCCCUUCUCUUUUGGCUUCACCAUAGUCAGAGAAACAGCAUUGUCCCUCGGACUGUCAGGGCUGAGAAGAACACAUUCUUUUUAGGAGGCACCGUGGAAGAAGAAAAAAGUGGGUCGUAGGAGUCAAAAACCUCUACAACCGGGGACUGCAAAAAAAAAAUAAAAAAAAAUAAAUACAAAAAAAAAAGUGUCUUCAUUACUUGUAGACCACGGCUGCUCCUUUAAGAAGGCAGUGUUGAAAUUUGAGUUAUAUAACUUUUCUCUUAUCAGAUCCCUUUUCAAGACAUUUUGGUGGAAACGGGGAUAAAAAAUAAAGUGAAGAAUGACUUCCAAAGAAGAUGCGAAGGGUUCUUCAGUGGAAGAAAGAAGACGAAGCCCCCUGGAUCAUCUACCACCCCCGGCAAAUUCUAACAAACCACUCACCCCUUUCAGUAUCGAAGACAUCCUGAAUAAGCCAUCAGUAAGGAGAAGUUACACGAUCUGUGGGACCGCUCACCUACUCUCCGCCGCCGAGAAACACGCUCCUACUGGGCUUCCCCUGUCCGGCCGGGGACUGCUCACCCACACCUCCCCGCUCUGCGCCCUGGAAGAGCUCGCCAGCAAAACAUUUAAAGGACUGGAAGUCAGUGUUCUCCAGGCAGCCGAAGGAAGAGACGGGUUGACGAUUUUUGGCCAGAGGAACACUCCCAAAAAGAGAAGAAAGUCCCGAACAGCAUUCACCAACCACCAGAUCUAUGAACUGGAGAAAAGAUUUCUGUACCAGAAGUAUCUGUCACCGGCUGACCGAGACCAAAUCGCCCAGCAACUUGGUUUAACAAAUGCCCAAGUAAUCACGUGGUUUCAAAACCGCAGAGCCAAACUCAAGCGGGAUUUGGAAGAGAUGAAAGCGGAUGUGGAAUCCGCCAAAUCAGGUGUUCCAGACGGGAAAACUAUCACACUGGACUUUGAGCCUAAUCCCGGGGCCAUAGGCACGUCCAGAUCUCAAUCUCCACUGCUGUCCAACCAUGGACCGGAGACCCCCAGCAAACUGCAAAUGUCGCCAUCAUCACCAUUUACAGACCACGCCACGAGCCACGAAUGUUCAGAAGACGAGGAAGACGUGGAAAUUGACGUUGAUGACUGAUUUUUGUUACUCUUUUAUUAUAUUACUCUAAAAACUUUUAUAUAAAAAUUAUUCAAAGCAAGCAUGGACUAUGUACUAUAUGCUGCACUGUUAUAUAUGCUAUAUAUAAAACCAAGGCAGUUCUUUUCAAUUAAAGCAAUAAUCAGCAUACACAGACAAUGACACAGCACCAACGACUGCCAGAUCAGGUAGAUUUCGUUUUUAUGGAACGGUGCAAUGGUGCAAUUAUGUAUGGCUUCUGUAUAUUUAAAAAAAAAAAAAAAAAAAAAAAAUACAAAACUCAAAUACCAUGUAAAGUAACUAUGCUUUAAAAAUGU
This is a messenger RNA of Acipenser ruthenus (sterlet), 1578 nucleotides long. Its product is annotated as transcription factor LBX1-like. NCBI's taxonomy places the organism in Eukaryota, Metazoa, Chordata, Actinopteri, Acipenseriformes, Acipenseridae. The coding region runs from base 461 to 1261 and encodes 266 amino acids. Gene Ontology annotation, biological process: regulation of DNA-templated transcription. The transcript has 2 exons. Gene Ontology annotation, molecular function: DNA binding; DNA-binding transcription factor activity, RNA polymerase II-specific. The record is from RefSeq and is a predicted model, not a curated record.